UGAGCUUCAGCUGAGGAUGGCAGGAGAUUCUCGAAUCCUCAUGGACCAUAAUAUGGAGAUAGGAGUCACACCUGCACAGGUGAAGAAGCUUCCUAAACACUUGCGGGAGGCUCAGAUCUCGACAGAGCGUACCCACUUGAUUUCUGACCCGGCGAAGAAGCCACGUCAGCGAUAUGUGCAAAAGGAUGGCAAGUGCAACGUUCAUCACGGAAAUGUGCAAGAGACCUACCGUUACCUCAGUGACUUGUUCACUACGCUGGUGGACCUACGCUGGCGUCUUAGUCUCUUCAUUUUCACCUUAGUCUAUGUAGUCAACUGGCUUUUCUUUGGCUUUCUGUGGUGGCUGAUAGCACUAAUCCGUGGGGAUCUGGUGCAUGCUGAUGAGGAGGGCUGGACCCCAUGUGUGGAGAACCUCAACAGUUUCGUCUCAGCCUUCCUCUUCUCCAUUGAAACAGAGACCACCAUAGGGUAUGGUUAUCGUGUAAUCACAGAAAAGUGCCCUGAAGGUAUCAUACUGCUUUUGGUGCAGGCCAUCUUGGGUUCUAUUGUUAACGCCAUGAUGGUGGGCUGCAUGUUUGUGAAGAUCUCACAGCCAAAGAACCGCGCCGAGACCCUCAUGUUCUCGCACAAUGCUGUCAUAUCAGUGCGAGACAACAAGAUGUGCCUGAUGUUUCGGGUGGGGGACCUGAGGAACUCUCACAUCGUGGAGGCAUCGAUCCGAGCGAAGCUGAUCCGCUCGCAGCAGACCAAGGAGGGGGAGUUCAUCCCACUCAACCAGACUGACAUCAACAUCGGCUUUGACACAGGAGACGACCGGCUGUUCCUGGUGUCACCGCUUAUCAUCUCUCACGAGAUCAACGAGAAGAGCCCCUUCUGGGAGAUGACAAUGGCGCAAAUGGAGAAGGAGGAGUUCGAGAUCGUAGUUAUCCUUGAGGGCAUGGUGGAGGCCACAGGGAUGACAUGUCAGGCACGGAGUUCCUACCUGGACACAGAGGUGCUUUGGGGUUAUCGCUUCACACCUGUUCUCUCUCUGGAGAAGGGCUUCUACGAGGUAGACUACAACAACUUCCACGAUGUCUACGAGACCAACACCCCCACCUGCAGCGCCAAGGAGUUAGCUGCUAAGCUUCGGGAGGGGCCGCUAUUGCCUCAGCUUUCGCUUCUGAGCCCUGAGCCCAAAAUGCAUACUUUUGACCCCCUAAAUCGUCUGUCCAAACUGGACCCACUCAGCCAGGAUGAGGACAAGGAGGAGAGAGAUUCAGGGGGUGACAGAGGAGAGACCAACGGCUCAGCUGCUGCUUUGGAGGAGCAGCCCCUUGCUGAUGGACUGCCUGACUGAUGUGACUGAUGGCCACAUCAGCUAAAAAACAGGAGAGACUGGAGAAGAGGACAGGACAAUAUAAUGCUUCAUUUAGUCAAUGGCCAGCUUGUUCCAUUGCAAUGCUUGGAGAUAUAAGAUAUCCGUCUCCAGCCCCCGACUCAUGCAAUACUCCUCUACUAGAGUGUCAAUCUAUAUAGUAUAGAUUGGUUUUGUAGACACGUAAGUAAACAUACACAGACACACACGUACAGUAUCUAUAUCUACACUUAAAGGUUGGUGGCUCAGAUUGUCUUUUUAUAAUCGUAACGGCAACUUACUGCUAUAACAGCUCAAGUUGUAUAACGUAAACUUGAGCUGAAACUGGUAGCCAUGACAGAGUACCAUAGGUUUAUUAUGGAUACUCCAAUAUUCUCAUUUUAGAGUGUGUUGAUUCAGCUUCAUUUGAUCAGAGCAUCAGUCUCAUAACUCCGCUAAUGUGUCUGGCAGCAGCUUCUGCGUGGUAAUGGAACCUUGUUAUUGAUUUUUUAAAUUUUUUUUAAAUGUGGGGCUUUUUAUUUAUUUUCUCUGUCAGUGUUGUUUUUAUUCUGCGUCAGAAAUCCAAUUCACCUAGAAGCAAAGGUACAAGAAUUCUAGUUUGGCAAGAGAAGAUGUAGGAAAUUGUUCUAUAAAAGGCAACGUAUACUGGCAACCACCAUCCAGUUUAGUUUUCGUGUUCACACCAUCCUCAUGGUUGUACUGUCAUCAAUACUCUCACUGUGUGUGUCUGGUUGUCUUCCAAACACACUGAGAGCUUUGACCCAAAAGAAACCAAUUAGUACCUCAUUUUAUACUCAUGUUCAGGGUUUGAAAUUAACAAAAAGAACGAGACAACUGCUGGUAAAAGCUGUGCUGCUGACUGACUAUUUUGAAAACUUUGUGACUUUGUGAAGAUUUAAUUCCCCCUUACGCUGCAGGAACUAAAACUUCCAAGCCCUUUUCUUAGUACGUAAAGCACAAUUUCCCUUGAGGUGACUCCACACUGACCUAACCACACACAUUGCCACAGCUACUGGCUGAUGCAUGUCAGUCCUAGUUAAAUGUGACAUUCAAAUGUAGAUUAAAAUAUCCUAUGAAAUAUUUAUACUCAACUGCAAUUUGAAAUGUUCUUGAUUUUUAUACACCGCACAUAUGAAUAUUUCAAAUGCUCCACAAGCAAAAUGAAAUAAUCAAUGUAUCCUUUUAUGUUUGUUUUGGUUUGGUUUUAAAUAUUUAAAAGAGAUUCAACCUUAGUAUUUUUCAGCUACACAAAAGUUGAGUCUACUGAUGAUAGGAUCAGGUAUUCUGUCUAAUCUCAUGAGUUUAAGAUCCUACCAGCCCAUCACCCGCGGUAUUUGCCUUCUUUGUAAUUAAUUCCUCUGAACUUCAUCUUUGGCUUUCACCUUUGAAUUUGAAGUCUUCUUUGUCCACACACACUUGGCACACUCUGCACCAUGGCUCCGUUCCACGAACCGCCCUUGGGUCUUUUGCUUGAUGUAGUUUACGGCCCUUGUGACUACUGUUUUGGAAGCAGACACUUGUCGUGUGAGGGCCAUAGCCUACAGUAUUUUUUGUACUUUUCUUUGAAAGGACACAUGUCAGAGCUUGCAUGCAUGAAUCAACCCCUAUGCGUCCCAUUGUUCAGUAAGUUUAAUACAGUAAAGAAAUACAGGGUAUUUUCUAGGCAUGCAAAUUAUGAGAUUUCUACAUAAUAUUAUCAGAUUAUGUAUUAAUAUUCAAUUAUCAUUUGUUGAGAGAAAAAUGAGAUUCCUGAUACUCCCCAAUUUAAUGUUUGUUUUUUGUUUUUUUACUGAUGCUUGUCCAAUUAAUGUUUUUAUUUUCACUGUGAUAUUUUUGCAUCUUACUAUGUAUUUCAUUUGCUAAACGAUACGUUUGUCAUUAGAGAGAGAUCAUCUUUCAUUGCUGGAAUGUCAUCUGUUUUCUGUGUGUUCUCAUGGGAAUAAACAUAAUAUGGCCGAAAGAACAACAUGUUCCUGUUAGAUAAUGGGUGCCUUCACGAGCGAGUGCAUGCGAGUAAGUAGUAAUUUUGCACAAAACUUUGCAACUGAGGAUUCAAAAGUAGGCAACCUUAUUUUAGCAUGUGUGACACUGCACUCUAUCCGCUAUAGUGUGACAAAAUGACAAAUUUAACUGUGUCUUACACACCUGAAAACUGGAUUAGUUGCAUAUCAAAUCAUGAAAAGGAGACUUAUGCAACCUUUAAAUUA
Micropterus salmoides (largemouth bass) is the source of this 3564-nucleotide messenger RNA. RefSeq names its product potassium inwardly rectifying channel subfamily J member 5 (gene kcnj5). Gene Ontology annotation, cellular component: plasma membrane. Lineage: Eukaryota; Metazoa; Chordata; Actinopteri; Centrarchiformes; Centrarchidae. Gene Ontology annotation, biological process: regulation of monoatomic ion transmembrane transport; potassium ion import across plasma membrane. Gene Ontology annotation, molecular function: inward rectifier potassium channel activity. The coding region runs from base 17 to 1339 and encodes 440 amino acids. The record is from RefSeq and is a predicted model, not a curated record. The transcript has 3 exons.